Messenger RNA from Astyanax mexicanus (Mexican tetra), 1347 nucleotides. It is a transcript of the gene rdh1, whose product is annotated as retinol dehydrogenase 1. The transcript is spliced from 5 exons. The record is from RefSeq and is a predicted model, not a curated record. NCBI's taxonomy places the organism in Eukaryota, Metazoa, Chordata, Actinopteri, Characiformes, Acestrorhamphidae. Bases 181 to 1152 code for a protein of 323 amino acids.
ACUGAGAGACCUUUGACACUUCAGUAAACUCUAGUAGUGCAGCUCCUGUAACUUGUGCCCUCACGUAGGAAGAGAUUGGGAUCUCACAAGGAAUGAAAACAGACAGCCUGUAUAGCUCAUUCCACUGCUGCCCGACUGAAGAAGAAGAUCAACUUCACAUUGAAAAGUAUUAUAGUAAUUAUGGUGAUCUCAGAUCUGGUCUGUUGGUCUGUGCUGGUGGUCCUGGUACUGGGGGUCAUCGUUUGGUAUGUGAGGGACUCUCUGAAGGUCAAUGAUGUCCAUCAGAAGCAUGUGCUGAUCACAGGGUGUGACACUGGGUUUGGGAACCUGGCAGCUCGGCAGCUGGACCAGCAGGGUUUUCGGGUGAUCGCGGCCUGUCUGACUGAGGCCGGAGCCUCCAGCCUGAGAUCAUUGGCCUCCCCAGGCCUGAAGACAGUGCUGCUGGAUGUGACAGACAGAGACAGUGUGGCCGGCGUGGUGGAGGAGGUCCGCCGGGAGGUCGGGGAGAGAGGUCUGUGGGGUUUGGUGAAUAAUGCUGGGCGGUCCGUCCCAAUUGGCCCCAACGACUGGAUGCAGCUGGAGGACUUUCAGAAGGUUAUGGAUGUUAAUCUUAUCGGGCUGAUAAAUCUGACCCUGCAGUGCCUACCCUUACUGAAGAAGGCUAAAGGCAGGGUUGUGAAUAUGGCCAGUAUACUGGGCAGACUGUCUUUGACUGGUGGAGGAUACUGUCUGUCCAAGUGGUGUGUGGAGGCAUUUUCAGAUGGACUGAGGAGAGACAUGGAGCAUUUUAGUAUGAAAGUAAGCAUUAUAGAGCCUGGAUUCUUUAAAACGCGAGUAACAGACCUGAAUCAUAUUGAGUCUGAUCUGAAGAAUCGGUGGGAUGGCCUUCCGGCAGAUGUGAGAAGAUCUUAUGGAGACUCGUACCUGCAAAACUAUUUGAAGGCCCAGGCCUUCUCCAUGAACAUUUUGUGCAGUGAAGAUCUUUCCAAAGUGACUUCCUGUGUGCAGCACGCUCUCUCAGCAGAGUACCCACGAACACGCUAUGGAGCAGGCUGGGAUGCCAAGCUCUUCUGGAUACCUCUCUCUUAUAUGCCUUCAUGUAUAGCUGACCUCGUUGUCUCUGCACUCCUACCUACACUUACUAAGAGCUGAGUGAACAGUUUUAAUACGUAUUGUUUCAGCUGCAGAAUGUAUUGGAAAUCUUGCUUGUGGAAAUGUGAAAACUAUACUGACGUGACCACUGUCCUGAGGAAGGAACUAGUAUUAUGUCAUAUGAUAUUUGCAAUAUUCAAUGGAAGCUGAAAAACACUGCACUUAUCUGUAAGCUAUAAAUAUGUAUUUCCCUCA